AUGAAUAAGAUGCACAUAUUGCCACCACUCCUGGUAGUUACGGCACUGCUUUUUGCUUACAACACCGCUAAUGCCGUGACAACUGCAGUUGCGCCACGGGAGGUGUUUUGUGUGCGUGAAGUUGCGCCGCCACACACGCGGGUUACAUUUCAGUUUAAUGUUAUGGACGCCGAUGGCCGGGAGAUACGGGCAACGUUACAUGACCAAAAUGGAACAGAACUGACACGUUGGGACAGCGCUUCAACAGGAAAUUAUGAUGUACCCGCAACAGUUGGAGCCACAGUUGCACAUGCCUGCUUUGAAAACACGGAAUCGGGUGGGACACCAAAACGCAUUUCGUUUCACUUCCGUUUUCAUGUGGAUUAUCAAUCCGUGGCUGGGCCGGAAGCUUUAGAUCCCGUGGAGAGUCUCGUGGAGUCCGUUGCGAAGCGAAUGAGAGAUGUGGAGGUUAAACAAAAGGAUCUUCAGGCAAUUCAGCACACGCACCUGGAGAUUAUUGGUGCAGCGGAGUGGUGGCUGAUGCUGUGGAGUUUGUUUCAGGUUGCUUCAUUGUUAUUGGUGAGUGUCUUCCAACUGCUCUUCUUAAAGCGUUUCUUGGAACGUAAAUCAUUUGUGUAA
This is a messenger RNA of Trypanosoma brucei brucei TREU927, 618 nucleotides long. RefSeq lists its product as hypothetical. The coding region runs from base 1 to 618 and encodes 205 amino acids. The record is from RefSeq and is a predicted model, not a curated record. Gene Ontology annotation, biological process: endoplasmic reticulum to Golgi vesicle-mediated transport; Golgi organization; intracellular protein transport. Gene Ontology annotation, cellular component: COPII-coated ER to Golgi transport vesicle; endoplasmic reticulum-Golgi intermediate compartment; endoplasmic reticulum. The transcript has a single exon. NCBI's taxonomy places the organism in Eukaryota, Euglenozoa, Kinetoplastea, Trypanosomatida, Trypanosomatidae.